Arabidopsis lyrata subsp. lyrata is the source of this 2183-nucleotide messenger RNA. RefSeq names its product somatic embryogenesis receptor kinase 5. Gene Ontology annotation, molecular function: protein binding; ATP binding; protein kinase activity. The record is from RefSeq and is a predicted model, not a curated record. The coding region runs from base 195 to 1991 and encodes 598 amino acids. Gene Ontology annotation, biological process: protein phosphorylation. NCBI's taxonomy places the organism in Eukaryota, Viridiplantae, Streptophyta, Magnoliopsida, Brassicales, Brassicaceae. The transcript is spliced from 11 exons.
AAUUUAAUCCUUAGAACCCAAUGUUCCAACUUCCAAGCAUGAAUCUCCUCGAUCGGAAAUUUCCAAAAUUGGUCAACGGCCGAUUACGCGUAUUUUGUUUUCUCUAAGUCAAUGAUGAUUUCGACGGUCCGAGAUUCUUUUACUGGGUUUCAAAACCUUUCUAAUUACUUUGCUUUUAGUCAUAGAAGUGGAAAAUGGAACAAGGAUCGUCCCGUGGCUUUAUUUGGCUGAUUCUAUUUCUCGAUUUGGUUCUCAGAGUCACCGGAAACACACAAGUUGAUGCUCUAUCUGCUCUAAGAGUCAGUUUAUCUGACCCUAACAAUGUACUUCAAAGCUGGAAUGUCACUCAUGUUACUCCAUGUUCAUGGGUUUAUAUAACUUGCAAUAGUGAAAACAGUGUUACUCGUGUUGACCUGGGAAAUGUUAAUCUAUCUGGAGAACUGGUGCCACAGCUUGGUCAGCUUCCAAACUUGCAGUACUUGGAGCUUUAUAGCAAUAACAUUACUGGGGAGAUACCUGAGGAGCUUGGCAACUUGAUGGAACUAGUAAGCUUGGAUCUUUACGCGAACAGCAUAAGUGGUCCCAUCCCUUCGUCUCUUGGCAAACUAGGAAAACUCCGGUUCUUGCGUCUUAAUAACAACAGCUUAUCUGGAGAAAUUCCAAGGUCUUUGACUGCUGUGCCACUGCAGGAUCUGGAUGUCUCAAACAAUCGGCUCAGUGGAGAUAUUCCUGUAAAUGGUUCUUUUUCGCAGUUCACUUCUAUUAGUUUUGCCAAUAAUAAUUUAAGGCCGCGACCUGCAUCUUCACCACCAUCACCUUCAGGAAUGACUGCAGCAAUAGCAGGGGGAGUUGUUGCAGGUGCGGCACUUCUAUUUGCGCUUGCUUGGUGGAUGAAAAGAAAACUGCAGGAUCACUUUUUUGAUGUACCUGUUGAGGAAGAUCCAGAGGUUCAUUUAGGACAAUUUAAAAGGUUUUCCUUGCGUGAACUGCUAGUUGCUACAGAGAAAUUUAGCAAAAGAAAUGUAUUGGGUGAAGGACGUUUUGGUAAAGUGUAUAAAGGACGUUUAGCCGAUGGCUCUCUAGUGGCUGUGAAAAGGCUAAGAGAAGAAUGUACCAAGGGUAGGAAACUGCAGUUCCAAACUGAGGUUGAGAUGAUCAGUAUGGCCGUUCAUAGGAACUUGCUUCGGCUUCAUGGUUUUUGCAUGACUCCAACUGAAAGAUUACUUGUUUAUCCCUACAUGGCUAAUGGAAGUGUUGCUUCUUGUUUAAAAGAACGUCCUGAAGGCAAUCCACCACUUGAUUGGGCAAAAAGAAAGAAUAUUGCUUUGGGAUCAGCAAGGGGGCUCGCGUAUCUACAUGAUCAUGGCAACCAAAAAAUCAUUCACCGGGACGUGAAAGCUGCGAAUAUAUUGUUAGAUGAAGAGUUUGAAGCUGUUGUUGGAGAUUUUGGGCUCGCAAAAUUAAUGAAUUAUAACGACUCCCAUGUGACAACUGCGGUACGCGGUACAUUUGGCCAUAUAGCUCCUGAGUACUUUUCGACAGGAAAAUCUUCUGAGAAAACUGAUGUUUUUGGAUACGGGGUCAUGCUUCUCGAGAUCAUCACUGGACAGAAAGCUUUCGAUCUUGCUCGGCUUGCAAAUGAUGAUGAUAUCAUGUUACUCGACUGGGUGAAAGAGGUUUUGAAAGAGAAGAAGUUGGAUAGACUUGUGGACGCAGAACUCGAAGGAAAGUACGUGGAAACAGAAGUGGAGCAGCUGAUUCAAAUGGCUCUGCUCUGCACUCAAAGUUCUGCGAUGGAACGUCCCAAGAUGUCAGAAGUAGUGAGAAUGCUGGAAGGAGAUGGUUUAGCUGAGCGAUGGGAAGACUGGCAAAAGGAGGAGAUGCCAAUACAUGAUUUUAAUUAUCAAGCCUAUCCUCAUGCUGGCACUGACUGGCUCAUCCCCUAUUCCAAUUCCCUUAUCGAAAACGAUUACCCCUCAGGUCCAAGAUAACCUUUAAGAAAGGGUCAUUUCAUGUGGGUUCUUCAACAAGUAUAUAUAUAUAUAGAUUGGUGAAGUUGUAAGAAGUCAAAAACCCACAUUCACCUUUGAAUAUGAAUACUCCAAUACUAAUCAGCUGUACCAUAGUUUCUUUCCACUUUCAUUAAGCAAUAUGUUUACAAACCAAGAAAAACUAUGCUUAAA